This is a messenger RNA of Drosophila teissieri, 1110 nucleotides long. RefSeq lists its product as uncharacterized. The record is from RefSeq and is a predicted model, not a curated record. The transcript has 2 exons. Gene Ontology annotation, molecular function: DNA binding. Bases 98 to 1066 code for a protein of 322 amino acids. NCBI's taxonomy places the organism in Eukaryota, Metazoa, Arthropoda, Insecta, Diptera, Drosophilidae.
CUCAUCUCUAAGUGACUAGUUCUUGAACUAUUGCUUCGGACUGAACGCCGAGCAUAUUUUCGUUUCCAAAACAAAUUGGUCAUUUCAAAAGGUCGAAAUGAAGCGGAAGACGAGCGAGAUCUGGUGCUUUUUCCGGGCGGUGGACGACACGUUUGCAUUGUGCAAUAUCUGCAAGGCGAAGCUGUCAUACAAGACGACCACCACGAAUCUGAGCAAGCACAUGAAUAGGAUGCACCCCACAUCGGGACUCAACCGGAGCGCCAAGUACAAAUUCCAGCCGCAGACCAGUCUCGCCAUCGACCGUAACAAAGCCAAGCCGCGUAACUCAACGCAAGAGCUCAUAUUGCUGGACUUCGUGAAGAAACAUCCGCGCCUGCUUCAGAAUCCGACGUGGGAAACACGGGGCAAUCUAGAGUCCCUCUGGGAGGAGCUGACAUCCGAACUCAAUAGCCACGGUCCUCCGCGAAAAGAUAUAGCCACCUGGAAAAGGGCCUUAAAGGACUGGAAGAGGUUUAUCCUGAGAAAGGUGGAAAAGAACGAAAUGCACAACAUGCCAUUUGGCACCAGUCUUAGUUCGUCGGAGGAAACAAUAGCAACCCUGUGCCGGUUAAACGAGGAUGUUAGUCAAAUUAUUAUGAAGGUCUCCGACGAUGAAAUGCAUGAAAAUUCUACCACCGAAUUUGACGUGGACGAAGUAGAGGACGUGGUCCCGGAAGAAGACAGUGGCGCUCUUCAGACCUCCGCCGAGUACGUUUACGAACCAGAGGAGAACAAAACUGACAUAGACCCGCUUUACCUGCAAUCUAACAAACGGGCCGCAUUGACCAGCAGUCGACUCGCGGAGGAGGAGCCGACGCUGCUUGACAAGAUUAGCAAUAACCUAGGAAUGGUGCACGAUGCCGCUAACAGUGCUCAACUUGCACUUAAUGAAUUCUUCGUUCUGUACAAGCAGAAGCUGUACGAGGAUAAGCGACAUCACUUGGCAAUCGAACAAUUAAUGGCUGAGAAAAUAGAAGUAAAAAAGAAACUAUUGGAAAUCGAGCAAAAAAAGUUGUCACUUAAAUGACGGGAUAAACACAAAAUAAAGUAAUAUCAAAAUAGUCUUAAUAA